Clonostachys solani is the source of this 321-nucleotide messenger RNA. The record is from the annotation of a GenBank genome assembly. NCBI's taxonomy places the organism in Eukaryota, Fungi, Ascomycota, Sordariomycetes, Hypocreales, Bionectriaceae.
AUGCCAGUACGCAACAUCACGAGCGAAGACGCGUUCGAUAAUCUUCUGGUGGAGAAUCGUGUGGCGGUUAUCGAAUUCUACUCCUCAACAUCAGGAUCGUGCAGAGCAAUUGCCUCCGUCUUUGCCCACUGCUCUGACUGGGAAAAAUUCCACGCCGUAUCUUUUUUCAGAGUCGACGCUGGCGAGCUGCCGCAGCUGUCCGAGCACCGCGGCGUGACUGCGAUGCCUACGUUCCAGCUCUACGUGGGCGGCGACAAGGUGGACGAGAUCAAGGGCUCGAACCAGACAGCGCUCGUUGGCCUGAUUGAGGCAGUACUGUAA